Molecule: messenger RNA, 4689 nt
Organism: Diceros bicornis minor
Lineage: Eukaryota; Metazoa; Chordata; Mammalia; Perissodactyla; Rhinocerotidae
Gene: EIF4G2
Product: eukaryotic translation initiation factor 4 gamma 2
Exons: 24
Coding region: 1-3927 (1308 amino acids)
Cellular component (GO): eukaryotic translation initiation factor 4F complex
Molecular function (GO): mRNA binding; translation initiation factor activity; protein binding
Source: RefSeq, a predicted model, not a curated record
AUGGCUUUGCGCACUGCGGCGGGGCUGCGCCGCAACCGAGCUUGGCCCGGUGGCUCCUCCCUGCCGCCCUGCGCGGAUUGGUGGCGGGCAGCAGCCAGGCUGCUGAUUGGGUGGCGAAGGAGCCAUUCGGCGCGGCUCUGGUGGGUUCGGCAGCCCCAGAGUGAUAAGUUCGGCUUCAGACACGCCUCAGCGCCAGCAGCGAGUCGGAGCUCUAUGGAGGUGGCGGCGGCUGCGGCGGCAGCUGCUGAGUUCUCGGUGAAGGUGAGUGGAGCCGCCGCCGCCGCCGCCGCCGCCGCCGCGGAGUGGAGCGCUCUAAAAUGGCCGCCGUCUCCUGGCCGCUUCUUUUCGAGUGGCACAAAAUGGCGGCCGCAGGCGGAGCCGGGCGGGGCGACCCUUUUUGGCGUUUUUUUCGCGCUUCGGUCACCUGGAAGUUCUUCGCCUUUGUUCUCCCUUCCCGUUAUUGACGGAGUAGAAGGAAACCGGCAGCCCGCGGCCGUCGUCGAGGCUGUCGGCGGCCGUCCCCUGCGGGGCCGGGGCCCGGGCCGAGGCGGGCCGAGGCGCGGGUGUGUUGGGACGGGGGCGAGCGUGGCGGGGCCGCGCGCCGCGGGGGGUGGGGCGCGGGCCGGCGGGGCCCCGGCGGUUGGCACGGGGCUGGCGGAGGCGCAGGAGUCCCGGAGCCCGGCCUUCGGCGGGAGGAGGUGUGUAUGUCCGGGGCCGGCGGGCAGCGGCACGCUGCUCUGCCUGGAGGCCGAGGGGUCUCCCGGCGGGCGCCACCCGGGAUGGGAGAGGGAAGGGAAGACGGAGACCGGGGUCCUUGUGUCAGCUGCGGAGGGGCGGCCGUCAGCCCCCGGGGGAUUUAUAGGGCGGGCGGGGGCCGGCUCGGAGGCGGCGGGGGACGGAGGCCGCCUUCCUGCCCGAGAACAAAGAGCCGGGCCGCGGGGGCGGUCUCCCUCCCUGCCCGCCCGCCGGCCGAGGCUGGCCCCGGCGGCUCGCGGGAGGCUGUCCGCGGCACUUCCCGAACUCAGCCUGCGCCGGCCGGACCCCCUGUCCGGCUCGCGUCCGCCGGGGCCCUCUGCGGAGCGGGUCAAGAAGGGACAGCGGGGAAAACCGCCCCGCGGUUUUUCAUUUCUCCCAUCCUCUUCCCUCCCCACCCCAUCCAUUAAUAUUAUUCUUUUGAAGAUUCUUCGUUGUCAAGCCGCCAAAGUGGAGAGUGCGAUCGCAGAAGGGGGUGCUUCUCGUUUCAGUGCUUCUUCGGGCGGAGGAGGAAGUAGGGGUGCACCUCAGCACUAUCCCAAGACUGCUGGCAACAGCGAGUUCCUGGGGAAAACCCCAGGGCAAAACGCUCAGAAAUGGAUUCCUGCACGAAGCACUAGACGAGAUGACAACUCCGCAGCAAACAACUCCGCAAAUGAAAAAGAACGACAUGAUGCAAUCUUCAGGAAAGUAAGAGGCAUACUAAAUAAGCUUACUCCUGAGAAGUUUGACAAGCUAUGCCUUGAGCUCCUCAAUGUGGGUGUAGAGUCAAAACUCAUCCUUAAAGGGGUCAUACUGCUGAUUGUGGACAAAGCCCUAGAAGAGCCAAAGUAUAGCUCACUGUAUGCUCAGCUAUGUCUGCGAUUGGCAGAAGAUGCACCAAACUUUGAUGGCCCAGCAGCAGAGGGUCAGCCAGGACAGAAGCAAAGCACAACAUUCAGACGCCUCCUAAUUUCCAAAUUACAAGAUGAAUUUGAAAACCGAACCAGAAAUGUUGAUGUCUAUGAUAAGCGUGAAAAUCCCCUCCUCCCCGAGGAGGAGGAACAGAGAGCCAUUGCUAAGAUCAAGAUGUUGGGGAAUAUCAAAUUCAUUGGAGAACUUGGAAAGCUUGAUCUUAUUCAUGAAUCUAUCCUUCAUAAGUGCAUCAAAACACUUUUGGAAAAGAAGAAGAGAGUCCAGCUCAAAGAUAUGGGAGAGGAUCUGGAGUGCCUCUGUCAGAUAAUGAGGACAGUGGGACCUAGGUUAGACCAUGAACGAGCCAAGUCCUUAAUGGAUCAGUACUUUGCCAGAAUGUGCUCCUUGAUGUUGAGUAAGGAAUUGCCAGCGAGGAUUCGUUUCCUGCUGCAGGAUACUGUAGAGUUGCGAGAACACCAUUGGGUUCCUCGCAAGGCUUUUCUUGACAAUGGACCAAAGACGAUCAAUCAAAUCCGUCAAGAUGCAGUGAAAGAUCUAGGAGUGUUUAUUCCUGCUCCUAUGGCUCAAGGGAUGAGAAGUGACUUCUUUCUGGAGGGACCGUUCAUGCCACCCAGGAUGAAAAUGGAUAGAGAUCCACUUGGAGGACUUGCUGAUAUGUUUGGACAAAUGCCAGGUAGCGGAAUUGGUACUGGUCCAGGAGUUAUCCAGGAUAGAUUUUCACCCACCAUGGGGCGUCAUCGUUCAAAUCAACUCUUCAAUGGCCAUGGGGGACACAUUAUGCCUCCCACACAAUCUCAGUUUGGAGAGAUGGGAGGCAAGUUUAUGAAAAGCCAGGGGCUAAGCCAGCUCUACCAUAACCAGAGUCAGGGACUCUUAUCCCAGCUGCAAGGACAGUCGAAGGAUAUGCCACCUCGGUUUUCUAAGAAAGGACAGCUUAAUGCAGAUGAGAUUAGCCUGAGGCCUGCUCAGUCGUUCCUAAUGAAUAAAAAUCAAGUGCCAAAGCUUCAGCCCCAGAUAACUAUGAUUCCUCCUAGUGCACAACCACCACGCACUCAAACACCACCUCUGGGUCAGACACCUCAGCUUGGUCUCAAAACUAAUCCACCACUUAUCCAGGAAAAGCCUGCCAAGACCAGUAAAAAGCCACCACCGUCAAAGGAAGAACUACUUAAACUAACAGAAACUGUUGUGACUGAAUAUCUGAAUAGUGGAAAUGCAAAUGAAGCUGUCAAUGGUGUAAGAGAAAUGAGAGCUCCUAAACACUUUCUUCCUGAGAUGUUAAGCAAAGUAAUCAUCCUGUCACUAGAUAGAAGUGAUGAAGAUAAAGAAAAAGCAAGUUCUUUGAUCAGUUUACUCAAACAGGAAGGGAUAGCCACAAGUGACAACUUCAUGCAGGCUUUCCUGAAUGUAUUGGACCAGUGCCCCAAACUGGAGGUUGACAUCCCCUUGGUGAAAUCAUAUUUAGCACAGUUUGCAGCUCGUGCCAUCAUUUCAGAGCUGGUGAGCAUUUCAGAACUAGCUCAACCACUGGAAAGUGGCACCCAUUUCCCUCUCUUCUUACUUUGUCUUCAGCAAUUAGCUAAAUUACAAGAUCGAGAAUGGUUAACAGAACUUUUUCAACAAAGCAAGGUCAAUAUGCAGAAAAUGCUCCCAGAAAUUGAUCAGAAUAAGGACCGCAUGUUGGAGAUUUUGGAAGGAAAGGGACUGAGUUUCUUAUUCCCACUCCUCAAAUUGGAGAAGGAACUGUUGAAGCAAAUAAAGUUGGAUCCAUCCCCUCAAACCAUAUAUAAAUGGAUUAAAGAUAACAUCUCUCCCAAACUUCAUGUAGAUAAAGGAUUUGUGAACAUCUUAAUGACUAGCUUCUUACAGUAUAUUUCUAGUGAAGUAAACCCACCCAGUGAUGAAACAGAUUCUUCCUCUGCUCCUUCCAAAGAACAAUUAGAGCAGGAAAAACAACUGCUUCUUUCUUUCAAGCCAGUAAUGCAGAAAUUCCUUCAUGAUCACGUGGAUCUACAAGUCAGUGCCCUCUAUGCUCUCCAGGUGCACUGCUACAACAGCAACUUCCCGAAAGGCAUGUUACUCCGCUUUUUUGUUCACUUUUAUGAUAUGGAAAUUAUUGAAGAAGAAGCUUUCUUGGCUUGGAAAGAAGAUAUAACUCAAGAGUUUCCUGGGAAAGGCAAGGCUUUGUUCCAGGUGAAUCAGUGGCUAACCUGGCUAGAAACUGCUGAAGAAGAAGAAUCAGAGGAAGAAGCUGACUAAAGAACCAGCCAAAGCCUUAAAUUGUGCAAAACAUACUGUUGCUAUGAUGUAACUGCAUUUGACCUAACCACUGCGAAAAUUCAUUCCGCUGUAAUGUUUUCACAAUAUUUAAAGCAGAAGCACGUCAGUUAGGAUUUCCUUCUGCAUAAGGUUUUUUUGUAGUGUAAUGUCUUAAUCAUAGUCUACCAUCAAAUAUUUUAGGAGUAUCUUUAAUGUUUAGAUAGUAUAUUAGCAGCAUGCAAUAAUUACAUCAUAAGUUCUCAAGCAGAGGCAGUCUAUUGCAAGGACCUUCUUUGCUGCCAGUUAUCAUAGGCUGUUUUAAGUUAGAAAACUGAAUAGCAACACUGAAUACUGUAGAAAUGCACUUUGCUCAGUAAUACUUGAGUUGUUGCAAUAUUUGAUUAUCCAUUUGGUUGUUACAGAAAAAUUCUUAACUGUAAUUGAUGGUUGUUGCCGUAAUAGUAUAUUGCCUGUAUUUCUACCUCUAGUAAUGGGCUUUAUGUGCUAGAUUUUAAUAUCCUUGAGCCUGGGCAAGUGCACAAGUCUUUUUAAAAGAAACAUGGUUUACUUGCACAAAACUGAUCAGUUUUGAGAGAUCGUUAAUGCCCUUGAAGUGGUUUUUGUGGGUGUGAAACAAAUGGUGAGAAUUUGAAUUGGUCCCUCUUAUUAUAGUAUUGAAAUUAAGUCUACUUAAUUUAUCAAGUCAUGUUCAUGCCCUGAUUUUAUAUACUUGUAUCUAUCAAUAAACAUUGUGAUACUUGA